This is a messenger RNA of Sesamum indicum (sesame), 570 nucleotides long. The record is from RefSeq and is a predicted model, not a curated record. Lineage: Eukaryota; Viridiplantae; Streptophyta; Magnoliopsida; Lamiales; Pedaliaceae.
AUGACAUCUGCCCCGAAACGAGUGGCCAGAUGUCAUCAACUCGAAAAAAUUCAGGUCUACAAGGGCCUAGACAUAGUAACGAAUAAGGUCAGCAAUGAGGAAUGCCGCGGUGUGCCACACCACUUGGUCGGAAUCAUUGGUCCCGAGGUGGAUUUCUUUGUAUAUGAUUUUGUGCAUCAUGCAUUGCUGGCUACUGAUGCCAUCGUACGAAAGAAUUGGUUGACAAUCAUUGUUGGAGGGUCCAAUUCCUUUAUACAGGCACUUGUUAAUGACAACACUGAGUUUCCUUCCAAGUACGAGUGUUGCUUUCUCUGGAUGGACAUGGCGAUCUUGGUCCUGCAUUCAUACGUGUCGAAUAGGGUUGAUCAGAUGAUGGAUAGCGGGUUGGUUGAGGAGGGUAAGGCAUUUUUUGACCCAAAAAUACGUGACUAUGAUUAUGAGAUUAGGUGUGCCAUAGGGGUCCCCGAGAUGGAUGAGUUCUUCAGGAGUGAGGGUCUUGUCGACGGUGAAACUAGGGCUAAACUUCUUAAGGCAGCUAUUGAUGAAAUUAAGAUGACAGUUGCAAAUUAG